AUGGAGAGUGAGAGAAGCAUUGUGGUUGAUCCUGAGGAUGAGUUGUUGCCUUCGAAGUUGAAUCCUGAACAGCGAUACGCUUUUGACUUAAUUUUACAAUCAGUCUUCUCUUCAGAAGGUAAAGUUUUUUUUAUUGAUGGUCCUGGCGGAACUGGGAAAACUUUCCUAUAUAGGUCGCUUCUGUCUGCUCUGCGGUCUCAAGGUUACAUUGCUAUCGCUGUUGCUACUUCUGGUGUUGCAGCAUCCAUUCUUCCUGGAGGAAGAACUGCGCACUCUCGGUUUAAAAUUCCUUUAGAUUUCUCAACCAAUAAAACUUGUCAGCUUAGCAAACAGAGCAGCAUAGCUAAGUUAAUUUGUGAGUCUAAAUUGAUUCUUUGGGAUGAAGCGUCUAUGGCUAAGAGGCAAGCGAUUGAGGCUUUUAACAGUUUACUGCAGGACUUGAAAGAUUCUGAUCUCCCUUUUGGUGGACAUGUUGUUGUUUUUGGUGGAGAUUUUCGACAGACCCUACCAGUUAUUGAACAUGCUUGCUUUUCUGACUUUUUGUUACGAAUUGGUGAAGGACGGGAGCCUGUUGAUGAAAAUGGUGAUGUAACGCUCCCUUCUGACUUGGUAAUUCCCUAUCAUGACAAACACGAGUCCUUGGACAGGGAGCUUUAUACCUAUAUAAGUUCAGAUAAAACUGUUAACCAGAGGUUUCAGGGAGAUUAUGAAGACUUUCUAAAUAGUCAGAAUCCAAAAGGACUUCCUCCACAUAAGCUGCUCCUCAAAGUAAACUGUCCUAUCAUGCUUCUCAGGAAUCUGAACCCGGCUGAAGGCCUAUGCAACGGCACAAGGCUCAUAUGUAGAGAGUUACGCCAGCAUACCAUCUGUGCUGAGAUUGUAUUUGGUCAGCACAGAGGCAAGCGAGUUUUCAUUCCCAGAAUUCCUCUGCAAACCCCUGAAAAUGAAAAAAAUGGUAUUCCUUUCAUAAGAACGCAGUUCCCCAUCCGUCUAUGUUUCGCUAUGACGAUUAACAAGUCUCAGGGACAGACUUUGGAUUAUGUUGGAGUUUAUCUGCGCGAACCUGUGUUUUCUCAUGGCCAACUUUACGUUGCACUGUCUAGAGCCAGACUCCUGAUACAGUUAAAAUCUUGA
Molecule: messenger RNA, 1134 nt
Organism: Coffea arabica (coffee)
Lineage: Eukaryota; Viridiplantae; Streptophyta; Magnoliopsida; Gentianales; Rubiaceae
Source: RefSeq, a predicted model, not a curated record